Molecule: messenger RNA, 6494 nt
Organism: Dermacentor silvarum
Lineage: Eukaryota; Metazoa; Arthropoda; Arachnida; Ixodida; Ixodidae
Product: E3 ubiquitin-protein ligase RNF166-like
Exons: 5
Coding region: 141-809 (222 amino acids)
Biological process (GO): protein polyubiquitination; ubiquitin-dependent protein catabolic process
Molecular function (GO): ubiquitin protein ligase activity
Source: RefSeq, a predicted model, not a curated record
GACGAAAACAGUGGACCAUAGCAGUGGACCACUCACACCACGACAAUCAGGAUCGCGUUCUGGAGGAUGAGCGCGUUGCUGCGUACUAAUUUAGUGACUUCAUGCAGUAACCCCCGGUGCACCGAACGCAAAUCAGCAGAAUGAUGGCUAGGCUUUCCCUUUUCAAAGCGACCAGCAGUAUGAUCAGCAACACUGAAGAGUUCAUCUGUCCCAUUUGUCUGGAGAUUUUUCAGAAGCCAGUCACGAUCAGCUGCGGCCACACUUUUUGCAGUGGGUGCCUGGCCCAGUGCAAGCAAGAUGAUCCCAAGUGCCCACUGUGCCGGUCCACCUUUGAUCCCAGCAAAACGGUGCGGGCCAAAGACCUCGCCAAGAACAUUUCUUCACUCAAGGCUGCUUGCUCAGGAUGUAGGAAAGUGCUCUCGCUGUCCAAGCUGCGGGCCCACCACAGCAGCUGCUCAGAUGAAAUGGAGGGUGCUGCAGCUGCGCCUCCGGUGUACCAGCCUCCGCAUAGUCAGUCAUCUGGCAAGGAAAACCGGUUCACCUUUCCUUGCCCCUACUGUGAAAUUGACAACCUGGAUCUUGCUGCUUUAAGGGACCAUUGCAAUGCCAACCACUACAACAGCCCACACUCUGUGGUAUGCCCGGUGUGUGCAUCCAUGCCAUGGGGGAAUCCUCACCAGAAAUCCAUCAAUUUUCUAAGUCACCUCAACCUCAGGCACCGUUUUGAGUAUGACACUUACGUGGACUACGGCAUCGAUGAUGAUGACGCCCUGCAGCAGGCCCUGGAAGCUUCCCUCAAGGAGAAAUAAAGGCCAAAGUGGCAUUCCGGCUGUUUGGAAAGACAUAACUUUCCUGUGCUUUUUUUACCAGUCAUAAUCAGCACGAAAGAGGUCUUUCUCCUCCGAUGCUGGGUGCCACAUUUUUUUCUAUUGCAGUUUUUAAAUAUAGGUCUUUGUUGCUGCAGGAACAGCACUAUAUGUUAGCAAUGUUAACAGUGUCUCUCAGAGCUGCGAGUCUGACAAGGGUCAUGUUUGGAAACAGCAUCUUGCUUUCUAUCUCUUUAUUAAAGGGGCUGACAAGAAAAUUUUUUUCAAAGCAAUUGAACAUUCAUUGUCAGAAUUGAUUAACUAAUUUGUGGUGCAUGUGGUGAACCACCAACAAAGUGAGUGGGGGAGGGAGGCUGCACCCGUACCCAGCUACAUUGCCUCCCAAGAUUUGUGGUGUUCUGCAGGAUUUUCAUGCCGUGCUGCACCAAUCUAGGAGGCAUUGUUGUGCAACACGAUGACUUUAAAUUUUGCUGGUGCUGAAGGCACAUUUUAAAGAUAUUUUAUAAGAAGUUUAAUACAUCUGACUUAGUCAGAUGUUAUUAAACCACUGUAUAAUUGCAUGGUGCAUAUAAGUAAGGACAAAGUUCCACUGUGGAGUUUGCAGCCUUCUCUGCCAAUCUAGGUUUCUGGGUUAACCAUCCAUCACUGACUUCUGUUAAUAUGAAGAUAUACAGUCAAUCCUGGAUAUGUCGAGCUCCAAGGAGAUCGCAAAUAGUUCAAUAUAGAUCGAUAAUUCUAAUUAUAAAAUUUGCCUAUCUGAUGCUUAUGUGAAAUUUCCGCACAUCUUGGACAGUUUCUCGGGGUCGUGAAAAGAUGGUAUUUAUUGGUUUGCUACUCUAAGGCCAUGUGGAAUGCACAAAAGUUUACUUUUUUUUGCAUAAGAAUGUUGCAAGUCGCUUGUGCUGCAAAGUCUCCACGCUAACCUUAGAGACUGCGGUGCACCUUGCACGCGUUGAAGUGCUUGGUGCGCGCUUUAACAGCGAAGCUGUUUAAGCCAGCCGUAAUUUGUGGUUCGUAUCAAGAAACUAUCAUCAUCAGCAAUUAAUAAAGAAAAACUUUCUUGCUGAGGUGGGAUUCGAGCCCGCGUACCCACGGUCCCACGGCGAAUGUCGUAACCACUAGGCUAUACAGCCACGCUUGCAGAACAUGCAUUUAUGCGAACCAUCUGAUUGUCCACAGCUGGCGUGUUCGCACGCUCAUGCUCUGCGAGGUGAAGAGGAGGGUUCGCGCUAUAAGAGAAAGAGAGACAAAUUCACGUAGUGGGUUUGCUGGAACAUGUUGUCAGCAUUGCAACGCGGUGGAAUGCAGUGUAGGAAUUGGAACGCGGUGUCGGUGUUGCAAGCUGUGCUGUGCAAUGUGUAGUGACGGCCAUAAGUCCGAGACGAGCGAAAGGAAAUUAUCAUCAUUAUGAGUAAUAAGAUGAAAAGUUAGCGCACUUCCGCAAAAUGCUGGGCUGCGAUCACCCAGCUUCGCUGUUUCAAGCGUUGCGCAGCUGAGUGCAAGGUUAAGCAUUUUUUUAAUUCAGGAUAAGGUAGAAAUGAACUCGGCGCAGAAGCAAACCAGCCUGUACACAUGCCGUGCUGCAGCGCCUCAACGGCGUGAUAAGUAAUGAUCUCCCCGUUAGAAAAGCACACUUGCAGGGACACAGCAUUCGAAAUAUUGAAUGUGGCAGUGAACCGGAGUUUGAUAUAUGCAUAGUACAGCGCUAUACUUUUGCAUGAAAUUUCCAAGGGGAUUUUACAACUGUAUGAUAGACAACUUGAUAUAUAUGAGUGUAAUAUAUUCAGGAUCGACUGUAUAUCAAUUUGUCAUAAAUUUGAGUUUUCUUUGUCAAUUGUCGGUCUCUUUAGGACCUUUAGGAAACUGGGAAUAAGUCUGCGUGCAUUGUUGUCUGGGUACUUUUUCAGUCAUGCAUAUCAUUGACUUAAGUGCAGUCCUGCACUGCAGAAGCAUAUGAAAGAUGUGAAUCAUGGCACCUUAUGUCCACCCACUCACAAAUGUGCCAUGUAAGUGUAUAUACAUGUUGCUGUUUUCUGUGUUGCUCACAAGAAUGAUUUGUAGCCCUUGAAACUCGCAUGACGCAUUUUGGAAAACGUAAAACACAUGGUUAAGUGUGGCCAUACUGUGUAUCAUGGUCAUUUGCCAACCUUGGAGAUGCACCCGGUGUUUGGAGUAAUAUCUCCAGUUGAAUAAAUGACAGCGUGCUAAUAGCAUGUGUUGAAUGCCCUUAUAAAGGGCGUGCUACGGCAGUCUGAUGUGGAGUGUGUCAUCUUGGUGACACCCUUAAGACCGUGCCAUUUGUGUGUUGUAGUAGUGGCUAUUGUGGAUUGCUUCAAAGGCUGAUGGCUUCAGACAGAGUAUAUCUCGGCAUUGUUAACGACAUGGUGUUUGAAUUACCAUCAGUGUCUGUUGAAUGUUGGUUGGUACGCUGUGAAAGCAGUGACAGCUUUGAAAUAGCUAGUGUGUCUUGCAGCAAGUGUCGGGAAAGUUGUAUCUCUUGGGAUAGACUGCUUGGACAGUGUGUUCUGUUAAGCUGAAAGGUAGCCUUGCUUCAUGUCAUGGUAUCUUCCUUGUUGGCUCUUGGUUACAUAAACCUUUCACAGUUCAAAUUUCGUGUAGUAGGUAAAGAUCAUUGGGAUAUGACAUUUGCUGUUUUGCCAUAAGUAGCCUUUUAAAAACAAGCUAUUCCAAAAGUGCCAUUCAUACAUUUUGACCAAAACGAGAACAAGGUGAGAGCAGGAACCAACCAAAACUUUGGCUCCUGCUCUCACCUUGUUCUCGUUUUGCUCAUCGUCCUGAAUUUCCAUCUCCCGCAUUCCCCGUGUUUUCCCUGGAUUCAUACAUUUUAUAUUACAGCUACUGUGCAUUUAAGUUUUCUUUGAUUUCAUUGUUGACAAGGAGACACUAGAAUACAGAAAAUAGUUGUACAAAAUAAAUUCCAGACUCCAUUGUGCAGCCUCAUUUGGACGAUAAACCAGCUGGUUCAGGGUGGUAUUAGCGGGCAGCUUUAUAGCUGUCAGUGAACAGCAGGAGCCAACCUUUACGAUUACAAUCUUUUACAAACACUCUUUCUUGGACAUCUUUCUGGUGCAAUCCCCAAGAAAAAUAUUGUAUACUUCACUUGCUACUGGGAGACUGUUGCUGGUUUAUUGCCAGUGUGCUAGUCACACGAGUGAUCAGCUGGAGUGGUUAUGACGAGUAGGUUUGUGCAUUCCACUUUUUGUAAUGCAGGUACAUUACUUUUUUGUAUUGUAUUUUGUUACUAUGCAUUAAAGAAAAAAAGUGAAUGUCUUGACCUGUACUGUCACAAGUGCAAUUGCUUGGACUACUGUAGUCACAAUGUACUUAAAAAGUAACUGUGAACUAUAAGACAAGGUUUUAUGCUGUACCAUCAACCUACACGAGCAAGCAAGCUGCUGUCGGCCUUGACCAACCUGUAUUUUUCAUGCUUUUUAUACUGUCUCUAGUGUCUACAUAACCUAAUAUCUGUGCAGGGCUCAUAUGUGUAAACUGCCUGACUACAAAGAGACCUUGUGGUACAUUUAAAAGAUCAUUGCACUGAGAAUUUUAUUUUAGCACUUCAUGUUCCAAUUCUUUGAUGUUUGCUCAGUGUAAAGGCAUUUCAUUUGCAUGACACAAUGAUGCAUGUGUUGGUCAUUUCUAAGCCUUGAGACACCAUUGUGCUUUGGUCAAGUCCAAAAGCGCCAGUUCUAAUCAGAUGUGCCAUUGAGUGAACACAGUAAAAAGUGCUAAUGAAAAAAAGACAUGCAGUGUGGACAAAUUUGGUCACUUCACAGAAUAUUCAGUGGGGGCAAAAGUAAAACUUCUGUCUGACACAUGCGCAAACCAUAGAACUGUCAUUUUUACAAACCAUACAUUGCCUUUCCAUGCUUCGAGGUGUCCAUGAGCAAGUUAGAAGCUGUCGGUGUUUCUUGCACAGCUACAUGGGAUUGUUCAAGUGUGCUGCUGUUUUUAAUCUGUCGUAAAUACCAUAAAUUGGGACGAAUAGAUGUGAAGCAUUGUAAACAGGUAAAGCUAAUUGGCUGUGUCAAAAAAAAAAAAAAAAGUUUAGAAGACUUUGGCUGAGCAGGCAGUCUUUUUUUUUUCCCCGUCUGCAAGAGCUGCCAAGCAAUUCUGUUUUCAUUUAGCCAUCUUUGCAUAAUGUUCCCAUAGCUAAAAAGUCAAUUUAAAGCUUAGCAAAAGUUAAUUGAGGGGGCUUAACCGACUUAAAAAACGCCUGUUCUACGAAAGACACCACAAUGGGGGGCUUCCAACUUAUUUUGACCAUGAAAUUAGAAGUAUGCAUUUAAUAAAACUACUAAGUGUGCCCUCCAAUUUACCUUGGCCUUUGCAAAUUGCCUUUCUCUGCCAAAUGUCACAGUGCGAACUGCAGGCAGCCAUGUACCAUGUACGCAGCCCAACGUCAAGACUGUUGUGCACAUAUAGUGCAGUGUAAUCUCGUUAAUUUAAACCUGCUUUAUUCGGACUGACGCUGUGGUCCUGUCAAAAUUUUGUAUUUCAAGGUGCGAAAACGCCUGGUAAUUCGAACGCAUCUGCGUUUGUGAUGGUUAAUUAAACAUCCUGCACCCACCAACCAUGCUCUCAGCAGUGGGUAAACUCUCACGCCUGCCGCUACUCUUGCCUCCCAUUGGAAGUGCCUUAUUCCGGCGCGUAUAACUUGCGGCAAAAAUUUAAAAAAAAAAUGUCUGGGUGUGGGUUAUACGCUAAUUUUGCCUAUUAGUGUGGCUGGCACGUGCUGCCAUGAAGCCACACUUCCGGAACUUGUCACUCGUGUUAGCUCAGUGAACACGUGCCACCUAAUGCAAUGCUGCACCUAGGUCCUCCAUUCAAAUGAGCUUCCUUUAAUUCAAACUGUUUAAUUUGAACAAAUUUUUGGGCCUUGUAGAGUUUGGCGUAUUGAUAUUCGACUGUUUCCGGGAGUUAAAAGCAAUAAUUUGUUUCACUUUCUCCCCUACACUGAUAAUGGGAGUAUUUAGUUUUCAACAGCAAAAGAUAUGUUCAGUUUGGUCAUUUCACACACCAUCGCCCCCCCUCCCCCCCACAUACACACCAACGAGCAUUGCUCUGUGAAUGUGUGGAAAUAUUCCCUGCUGGUGAAUGCUUCUACUAAUAUGUAUGGCCUGCCAGGCACACUCCUUUUGCCACUGUGAAAGGUAUAGUAUGUCACAUGUUGGCUUUCUCCUGCAGUGGAAGGUCGAGUGCACUUGCAAAUUUGACUUCCUUUUGAAACCCCCGUUUCUUUUUUUACAGCUUUUGUCUAAUAUGCCACCAUAAGUGCAUCUUGCACAUUCAAAUGUGUUGACAAACAGCACCUUGCCCUGCCCUUGCAGUGUGCCCAUGUAUGAAGCCUUGCUGAGCAUCAUUUCAAGCCAAAUUUUAGCCAGUGAAAAAUGUUUGCUUGAGAUUUUGCAGGGGCUGGAAAUUUACAUUGAGCUUCCACACAAUGUAGACAACUUAGUAUUUGUUUCAAGUUCUGUGCACCAGAAGAUGACCUGCCCAACAAUGUUGAUAUUGGUAAGCAGGAGUUGCUGCUCUUGCAUAAGUCGUGGAGAGUCUUCCCAUGUGGUGUUUAAUGGACACUUUUCAUUUUUCACUUUUGUACACAGUUUGUAAAUAACCUCUAUUCAAUAAAAUUCUUUUGAAGAA